AUGCCUUUCCAAGCUCAAGGAAAAAUUGGGCUGGGAAGGCGAUGCUCAUGUUCGUAUUCAGCGUGGUGCAAAGCUUUAGUAAAGGCACCUUUACGGUGGUUAGUUUCUUGGACGGAACAUGCGCACAUGGAGACGUUCUCUGACUGGAAAUAUGGGAAGAUGCAAAGGCAAGGGGUUCUCAAAGUAGCUCAUGCUGGGUUGGCGUUUUCGAUAAAGUACUGGUUAGAAAUACAAAUUGGUGUUAUAUCACCUGUUAACUACCUGCUUGUGUUUGAGGUCUUUGUCUUACAUAAUCUCUUACUAUGGAUGCCGCCUGAACUCCCGCCGCAUACGUCCCUGCCACGCACAAACCCGUCUUCCGUGUUCUCGGGUUUGCCUCUCGAUCUCCAUGUUUCGGACCAUCAAACCAUUGAUUCUGACCAGGGCCAGGACGUCCAACCCCAACCCGUAGUGGGUGACAAAGCCACCAGUCCUCCUGUCGCUGGUCGUCGCGAUAAAGUUUCCUUGGCUGGACAAGAGGAAGAUCCGGGAAAUAUUGAAGACGAAGGGCUCGAAACGGAAUCCGACGAAGAUAACGCAAAUAGCCCAAGCGGGUCUAAACUCUCAUCCGGCGAAGACUUUGACGAACCAUUUCAACCUCCUGGCCGAUCAGCCAAACCGAAAAACCUUCCAAUGAGGCGCUCUAAAAAGGCCGGAUCAGUCAAACGUCGCUCCUCCAACAGGCCGGGCCUGUCCGUCGUGGCUGGCGGUGAAAACGGCCACGCCAACAGCGACAUGAAUUCCAAUGUCGAAAUGCGGAGGAAGGACAAUUCUCUCGACUCGGCCCCUUCAGCUACCCAGGCUGUCCAGCUGAUGAACAGAUCAAAUUUCACGCUCGACGAUGAACCCCCAACCCCUCAAACACCGAGGAUGACGAACAUGAGCUUUAGCGAUCUACCCAUGUAUGACAAGCGGAAUUUUGCGCUGUUAUGUCUUCUCUACUUCUUGCAAGGUGUACCAAUGGGCCUAGCGGCCGGAUCAGUCCCUUUUCUUCUUAAACCUUUCCUCUCCUACGGCCAAAUCGGCAUAUUUUCCCUUGCGUCAUACCCUUAUUCCUUGAAACUGUUAUGGAGCCCCAUUGUAGAUGCCGUUUGGAGUCGAAGAUUUAGAGGGAGGAAAAGCUGGAUCACGCCCAUCCAGAUGCUAUCAUUGAUUACCAUGUUAUACCUGGGAGUUCUAGCUGUCCGGAAAAGGGAAGAGAAAUCCAACGAUCGAGAUGGCAUCCUCGCCGUCUACAAAAGCAUGUGGGGCGUAUUGAAGCUGACCAACAUUCACACCUUAAUAAUCGUACACCUCAUCGCAAAGAUUGGGUUCCAGGCCAACGAUGCAGUUACCAGUCUGAAGCUAAUUGACCAGGGCUUUGGCCAAGAGAACAUGGCACUCGUCGUUCUAAUCGAUUUUCCCUUCGAAAUUGGUCUGGGAUACUAUGCCGGAAAAUGGUCGAACAGAUAUACGCCAAUGAGACUUUGGUGCUGGGCAUUUGUUGCCCGCCUAUUCGCUGCACUUCUCGCACAGGCAGUUGUCAUGGUUUUCCCAAAGGGUGACGGGCCAAUUCCUACCUGGUAUAUCCUGGCUGUUAUUGGCGAACAUGUCUUCUCCACGUUCAUGAUGACUGUUAUGUUUGUGGCUAUUUCCGCCUUCCACGCACGCAUCGCUGACCCCGUCAUCGGUGGGACUUACAUGACCUUACUCGCAACUGUCUCCAACCUGGGCGGAACUUUCCCCAAAUUUUUCAUUCUCAAACUGGUCGAUCUCUUCACGAACGCAACCUGCAUACCGCCCACAGAAACACCUGCGGGCAUAAAAGAUCCUAUCACGGCGCAAUUUUCCUGCGCACUCGAAGCAGACAAGCUUCGCUGUGAAGCUGGCAAGGGUGUUUGCCAGGUCUACCGCGACGGGUACUAUACUACCAACAUUAUAUGUGUAAUUAUCGGCACAAUUACAUUCUUCCUAUAUAUCAGACCGGCUGUUCUCAAGGUGCAACAAUUGCCAUUACGCGCAUGGCGACUUAACGGCAAUAAUAGGCAGGCAUAG
This is a messenger RNA of Histoplasma mississippiense, 2073 nucleotides long. RefSeq lists its product as hypothetical. Lineage: Eukaryota; Fungi; Ascomycota; Eurotiomycetes; Onygenales; Ajellomycetaceae. Gene Ontology annotation, cellular component: membrane. Gene Ontology annotation, molecular function: acetyl-CoA transmembrane transporter activity. The record is from RefSeq and is a predicted model, not a curated record. Bases 1 to 2073 code for a protein of 690 amino acids. The transcript is spliced from 7 exons.